AUGUUCUUGCGCAUGGCGUGGCGCGCUCGCGCCGUGCACGCGCACGUGUCGCAGCUGAGGCGCGUCAAGGAGAGGCUCGUGCUGGCCCACCUGCGGAACCAGCCGCCAGAGCCCACCACCAGCGAGGAGCUGCACCGACUGUGGGCGCGGCUGCGGGAGCGUCUCCUGGGCGUGGUGCCGUGCGUCGGCCCGGCGGAGCGCUUCCUGGCGGACGUCCGCGACGAGUACACGCUCACGCACUUCGUGGCCAAGAGCCUGGCCGGCUUCCUCGGUGCGCCAGCAGCAGUGGUCCACGCCCUGCUCGCCGUGGUGCUCACCCUGGGGCUGGCCUUUUCCGCCAGAGUCAGGUGCUUCGUGCUACUGCUGCUGCCGCAGCUGUGCUCGUCGCGCGGCCGGCAAGCGCUGCUCGCCUACGCGCUCAUCCUCACGCUGGCCGGCCCCGCGGCCAACGCGCUGCGCAACGCGCGCGUGCUGGCUGACUCGCUGCGCUGCGGCCAGGACCGCAUGCGGGGCGCCGCGCGCCGCGUGCUGGACCUCGUGGCGCAGCCCCUGCGCGUGCUCAGCGAGGCGGUGAAGCGCGUGCUGAGGAGCAUCAAGCAGGCCGUGAGGACCAUCCGGGACAUGCUGCUGUCCGUCAAGAGGGCCGUCAUGGCGGUGUACCACGCCGUCAAGGCCGCCUUCUCCUGGCUCAGCGAGGUGGUGUCCGUGUGCAACAAGACGGUGGGCACGCCCUUCCAGAAGUGCAUGCGCGCCUUCGACCAGGCCUCCUCCGACUGCAUGGCCACCAUGGGCUCGGCGUUCUCGUGGAUGUGCAGCCCGGUGACGGCCAUCCAGGCCGUGUGCUUCACCGUCAAGUUCCUGGACUACAUGUGCGACCUCUUUGACCUCGUCACCAACGCCGUCGUCGAGAGCGUCAAAAAGAAGCUCCGCGCUUUCGGCCGCCACGUGCAGAGGGCGCUGUACGUGUCCGUGGACAUCGAGCACUCGUUCGAGCUGCAGACGAACCGCAGCAAGACCCUCACGCAGGUGGCGAAGGACAUCGGCCAGGACAUCCGCGACCGGUCGGACGCGCUGCUGGGCGCGUUCGGCUUCAUCAACAGCGCGCUCAGCCUGUGCUUCCUGGUGGUGCUGCUGCGCGUGUGGCUGUACCGCUACAAGUUCCUGACGCGCGACCACUUCGACAACCGCUUCGUGACCAAGGCCUUCCGCCAGCUGGACUGGAACCGCGCGCGCCAGGGCCGCGAGACGGUGCUGCCGCUCACCAUCAAGGAGCAGAACAAGUACAUCACGAUCUGGACGCCGCGGCUCGCCGGCAUGGAGCGAGUGCGGCUGGCGCGCAGCCUGGGCGUCGUCCUCUCGCACGCCGCCAAGAUGGCCAUGUUCCUGUUGGCCGACUUCUUCCUGUACUGGAUCCUGGCCAUCGUCUACCGCCACGGCCAGUUCAAGGCGCACGUCGACAUGCCCCCGCACCUGGGCGUGCGCGUGUACGGCGACGGCGUCAUCGCGCGGCUGUACCGCAGCGUCAUCGACACGUUCAAGCCCUCGGACGAGAAGUGGGAGGUGGACAGCGUGCCCUGCCUGCCGCGGCCCUUCCCCCCGGACUUCGUGCGAUACGUGCAGAUCAUGACCAUCCCACUGCUGUGCCUGGCGCUGGCCUUCUUGGAGCCGUACGUCCUCCGGGUCCGGCAGGCCGUCAUGUGCCACUACCACCCGGAGCGCGCGCAGGAGCGGGCCGUCUGGCUGUACAACCACGUGCUGCGCGCCAGGAACACCCUGGCCAAGAUGCUGCGGCGCCAGCUCCGCCGCCUGCUGGAGGCGAACCAGGACCAGCGCGGCGUGGAGCGCAUCACGUGCCUGGAGUGGCUGCGCGCCAGCGCCGGCCAGUACUGCGCCACGUGCUACAGCGAGCUGGGCCGCCUGUGCACCGCCUGCAAGAUGCCCGUGGACUACGGCGACGUGUCGGACAUCAGCGACGAGCCGUGA
This is a messenger RNA of Thrips palmi, 1983 nucleotides long. Its product is annotated as DC-STAMP domain-containing protein 2-like. Gene Ontology annotation, cellular component: membrane. Lineage: Eukaryota; Metazoa; Arthropoda; Insecta; Thysanoptera; Thripidae. The transcript is spliced from 14 exons. The record is from RefSeq and is a predicted model, not a curated record. The coding region runs from base 1 to 1983 and encodes 660 amino acids.